Tremella mesenterica DSM 1558 is the source of this 1056-nucleotide messenger RNA. RefSeq lists its product as uncharacterized. Gene Ontology annotation, biological process: transmembrane transport. Bases 1 to 1056 code for a protein of 351 amino acids. Gene Ontology annotation, cellular component: mitochondrial inner membrane. The record is from RefSeq and is a predicted model, not a curated record. The transcript is spliced from 6 exons. NCBI's taxonomy places the organism in Eukaryota, Fungi, Basidiomycota, Tremellomycetes, Tremellales, Tremellaceae.
AUGGCAGCUUUGGAAGAGGUCCACAUCCCCUCUGAACCAGCGGGAGGUGUGACACGCUGUGUCUCCUCCGCUUCGACCAGCACCCCGACUUGGUGGCGGCGAAGUCGAGAACGUGCCAAAGCGGAUAGGCAGAGUUGGGACUAUAUAUGGAGCUCCGGGGUAGCGGGAGGAAUAGCCGGUUGUGUGGCAAAGACAGCUAUAGCUCCAUUGGAUCGAGUCAAGAUAUUGUUUCAAACUUCCAACGUAGAAUUUAGACAAUACGCUGGAACUCAUCUCGGUCUCAUACAUGCCGCUCGACGUAUCUAUCAAGAGUCAGGUGUACGAGGUUUGUUCAGAGGAAAUUCUGCGACUUUGUUAAGAGUGUUUCCAUAUGCCGGAAUCAAGUUUAUGGCUUAUGACGCUAUAGAAGCUGUUUUGAUACGCACACCUGAUGAACGUACACCUUUGCGAUUUUUCACAGCCGGAGCAACCUCAGGUGUCACUUCCGUCCUUAUCACGUAUCCACUCGAAUUGAUUCGAGUACGACUAGCAUAUCAAACUACGACCAGAGGAUCUUCUCUGAGAGAAGCCAUCCGAACGAUUCAUCACGAAGCCGCUAUUGCCCGUUCCGCCCCUCCCUCCUCUUCCAUCUCAGCAUUCACACGUUCGAUACCUCUUUUCCCUUUCUAUCGUGGAUUCAGCAUCACAUUGCUCGGUAUGAUACCUUAUGCCGGGGUAUCAUUUCUGACUUACGGCACGUUGAAACGUCAUAUAUCAAGCUAUAUACCUUACUUCAAAGAUAGACGCACGGCUUCAGACCUGGCUUGUGGAGCAGUGGCGGGUUUGUUAGGUCAAACUGCUAGUUAUCCCGCCGAAAUCGUCCGGAGACGUAUGCAGGUUGGGGGGGAGGGUGGAAGACCGGGAGUGAGUUGGAGAGAAGCUGUAAGAGCGGUAUAUACCGCAAAAGGAUGGAGGGGAUUUUAUGUUGGUUUGAGUAUUGGGUAUGUGAAAGUUGUGCCAAUGAACGCAAUUUCUUUUGCGACUUGGCAAAUCAUGAAGCGUCUCUUUGAGAUAUGA